AAACUCAACGGAGGCAGAGGCCGAAGCGCAGCAGGUGGCAGCCACUGACAUGGAGGAGAGAAUGGAAGAAGCAGAAGAACAAGAACAAGUGAAAGGGUGUUUGAGCAAGUUCAUCGACGAUGGCACAGUGGAGAGUCACAGAUACUACUUAUCUCGCAAAACCACUCUCGAAAUGCUCAGAGACAGAGGCUACUCUGUCUCCCCUCAAGAUAUCGACCUUUCUCUCUCCGAAUUCCGCAACAUCUACGGCCCUUCCCCCGACACCGACCGUCUCCGCCUCUCCCUCCCUCACGCCUCCAACCCCUCCAAAAGGGUUUUGGUCAUUUUCUGUGGGACAGGGGUUGUCAAGGUCUCUGACGUGAGGAACAUUUCGGGGCAGAUUGUAAAUAGGGAGACUUUGACUGGGUUGAUUUUGAUAGUGCAGAAUAAUAUCACUAGCCAGGCCUUGAAAGCGGUCAAUUCAUUCUCCUUCAAGGUUGAAAUUUUCCAGAUCACGGACUUGCUUGUUAAUAUUACAAAGCAUGUGUUGAAGCCAAAGCAUCAGGUGCUGACUGAUCGGCAGAAAAAAAAUCUCCUGAAGAAGUACAAUAUCGAAGAAAAGCAGCUUCCCCGCAUGCUACAGACAGAUGCAAUUGCACGAUAUUAUGGACUUGAGAAGGGGCAAGUAGUUAAAGUUACCUAUAGUGGUGAAAUCACCCAGAUGCAUGUCACAUAUCGAUGCGUUUGGUGAUAGAUUACAUAGUUUCUUGUGCUCUCUUUUGUGUUUUGCUGGUUAAAGUCGUAGUACUCAACAUUGUAUCAUAUUAAGUUUAUGAUUGCACUAAUCCAGAUGAUCAAUCCUAAUGCUCUGAACUUUAUAAACCCUUGAAGAACAACAACCUGUGUUGAAAAAAUCCGUUAACAUUUUCUUUUGCA
Cajanus cajan (pigeon pea) is the source of this 915-nucleotide messenger RNA. RefSeq names its product Eukaryotic rpb5 RNA polymerase subunit family protein (gene NRPE5). NCBI's taxonomy places the organism in Eukaryota, Viridiplantae, Streptophyta, Magnoliopsida, Fabales, Fabaceae. The record is from RefSeq and is a predicted model, not a curated record. Gene Ontology annotation, molecular function: DNA binding. Gene Ontology annotation, biological process: transcription by RNA polymerase II; tRNA transcription by RNA polymerase III; transcription elongation by RNA polymerase I.